This is a messenger RNA of Labrus bergylta (ballan wrasse), 1906 nucleotides long. Its product is annotated as homeobox protein orthopedia B. Lineage: Eukaryota; Metazoa; Chordata; Actinopteri; Labriformes; Labridae. Gene Ontology annotation, biological process: regulation of DNA-templated transcription; neuron differentiation. The record is from RefSeq and is a predicted model, not a curated record. Gene Ontology annotation, molecular function: DNA binding; DNA-binding transcription factor activity, RNA polymerase II-specific.
CCGUCGCUCUAAAGGACAUUAUAAUGCAAGGGACCUCCUUUUUUUAACCACAAACCGAAUUUUCGUUCAUUUAGACGAUAUAUACUUUUUAAAUUGCCCCAAAGUUGUGGGAUUUUUUUGGAGCGCUGUUCGCCCUGGAGCGGUACGCCAUGCUCUCUCACGCCGACCUCCUGGAUGCUCGGCUCGGUGAGUUAUCGUCACUAAACUCCGGCCCUAAACUCCAGUGGAUGAAGGAUGCUGCAGAGUUACUCGGACACAGAGAAGCUCUCAAGUGCCGGCUAGGUGGAGGGGUGCAGGACCAGGGGCAUCCGGGAGACAUGGCCCCUGGUUCAGACUCUGUGGAGGGCACCACUAUGCUGCCGGGAGAAGACAUCUCCUCUGUGGGAUCGAACUCUGGCGGCAUGCCGGUGAACGGGAAAGAGACGGAGAAGCAGCAGCAGCCGCAGCAGAGCUCCAGCCAGACCUCUAGCCAGCAGAAACAGAAGCGGCACAGGACGCGCUUCACUCCGGCGCAGCUCAACGAGCUGGAGCGCAGCUUCGCCAAAACCCACUAUCCUGAUAUCUUCAUGAGGGAGGAGCUGGCGCUGAGGAUCGGACUAACCGAGUCCAGAGUUCAGGUUUGGUUCCAGAACAGACGCGCUAAGUGGAAGAAAAGGAAGAAGACCACCAAUGUUUUCCGCUCACCGGGGACACUGCUCCCCACCCCGGGCCUGCCUCAGUUCUCUGCCGCGGCCGCCAUGGAGAACAGCCUGUGCUCCUUCCACGCCAACGACUCUCGCUGGGCCACGGGGAUGCCGGGUGUAUCACAGCUGCAGCUCCCUCCGGCCCUGGGCCGUCAGCCGGGCAUGCCACAGUCCCUGUCACAGUGCAGCCUGGGUCCGGGCCCGCCAAACUCCAUGGGUCUCUCCAACGGCCUGUCCUCCAACGGCCCCGGCCUGCAGUCCCAUCUCUACCAGUCGCAUUUCCCAGGAAUGUCGGCCUCGCUCUCCGGCCCCACGAACGUAUCGGGUUCCCCGCAGCUGUGUAGCUCCCCGGACAGUGACAUGUGGAGAGGGACAAGCAUCGCUUCACUGCGGCGCAAAGCGCUGGAGCACACAGUGUCCAUGAGUUUUACUUAGUGACUUCUCAAAAAUAUCUCCAACCCUCCUACAAAGUCCCUCGUCUUUCUGUUUUUAUUCCCGCUAUUUAGAUCAAAACGAACGAGCCAAUCAGGCCCGAAAUAUGAGAACAUGGAGAGUGUGUGACUUCGUCUUGAAAGGACAACACUGAUGGACAAAUGGGGAACAUAACUUGGGUUUGGGGUAAUUUAUCUUGUUAAUUCAAAGGAUUUUAUCAACUAUUGAUGAUGAAUACUAUUGUAAUGAUCUUUAGACUAUAGGCCCUAAUUACUGAGAGCCAAACAAUCGUCGUAUUUACGUUUUCACUGAGUGCGUCUUUACGCACACAUGUUAUUGUGUUCAGGUGAAGUUGUGUUAUGUCAAACGGUUAUUUAUAAAGAUGGGGUAUACAGCCUGCCACACGCGCACCACACUGUAGUGGGCCUAUUGAAGUGGGUCUCAGGCAUGCACUGUGCACGUGGAUUAAAACGCUUGAAUGACUUCGAGAGUCAAUGGUGCCCACUCAGAUUGAAGAGGCUCUUUUAGACGAGCUCUCUCUCUCUCUCGUCUGCAUCAAAUCUAAAGGGAAAAAAAUAAACAAUGAUCUCUCAGUAGGCCUACUCUGUUUUAGGAUGUUUUGUGUAGAUAAAACAUUCUUGCUAUGUACCCACUGGUCUUUUUUGUGACAUGUUUUAACUUAUUGUAUGUGCUAUUCCUUACACAUUUCUUAAAUGUUUGAUCUUACAUCAAAAUGCACCACAUUGACGGGUUUGUAACGAUUUCAAAUGAACAAACAAAUAAAAGUAAUU